AUGAUUGCCGAACCAAUUCUUGAAACCCACAACUUUUCUCAAUGGAACCCAUUGUUGCGUCGAAUGGCUUACGUUGUUCGAACAGCAGACAAUUUUAAGAAAAACGCUCUGCGAAAACCAUGUGUGCGCGGACCUCUGCGACAAAAUGAGCUCAUCAGAGCUGAAAUGUUCCUGUACAGAACAGCCCAAAGUAGCGCUUACGCUGAAGAAAUUGGGAUUCUUAAAAUAAAUCAAGCUGACAGCCGCUUGUUGCUACAAAUUCCCAGAAAUAGCGCGAUAAUUAGCUUCAACCCGUACUUAGACGAGAACGAUGUCUUGAGAGCACGCGGUAGAACUAAGUUGUGCAAGUUUAUCAGUUCGACUGCAGCACAGCCAGUCAUUCUUCCGCAUCAUCAUCAUAUAACAAAGCUGAUAAUCGCAGAUGUACAUAAGAAAUAUCACCAUCAGAAUCACAGAACGAUAAUCAAUGAAAUUAAUCAGCAGUACUGCAUUUCUCGCCUGAAAUCUACUUAUAAUUCCAUCCGCAACAACUGCCAGCACUGUAAAAACGAGCGGGCAGCUCCCCAGCCCCCGGCGAUGAGUUUUCUACCAAUGGCCAGACUUGCAGCUUAUAGCCCACCCUUCACGCAUAUGGGAGUGGACUACUUCGGACCGAUGCUGGUACUAGUGGGACGAAGAAUCGAAAAGCGUUGGGGGGUCCUAGCUACCUGCCUAACCACUCGCGCAGUCCACUUGGAAAUUGCUCAUACGUUGACCACCAGCUCGUGCAUUAUGGCCAUACGUAAUAUAAUGGCAAGACGGGGUGUUCCUGCGGUCAUUUAUAGUGAUCGUGGGUCCAAUUUUCAAGGAACGAGCAAGGAAUUGCAAACCGCCAUGGAGGAGCUCGAUGAGGAAUGCUUGGCGAAGGAAUUCACGACUAUACAUACCGACUGGAAAUUCAUUCCUCCGGCUUCCCCUCAUAUGGGAGGAGCAUGGGAGCGACUGAUACGUAGUGUUAAACAAAAUCUGAUCAAAUUGUCACCAAACAAGGUUCCAACCGAUGAAGUGCUCAGAAAUACAUUAAUCGAAAUUGAAAACAUCAUUAACUCUCGUCCACUUACCGAUGUCCCAGUGGAUAACGAUCAGUCACCAGUUUUGACGCCCAACCAUUUUUUACUAGGAUCGUCGAACGGUAGGAGAUCAUGGGUUCCAUACGACGAUACCUACAUCACCCUUAAAAAUAACUGGCAGCUCUCCCAAGUGCUGGCCAAUGCGUUUUGGAAGUUAUGGCUACAGGACUAUUUACCGACGCUCACGCGCAGGACGAAGUGGUUCAACGAAGUCAAGCCCAUCCAAGUUAACGAUAUAGUCGUUAUCAUCGAUCCAAAACUUGCUCGUAAUUGUUGGCCGAAAGGCCGAAUUAUUGCCACUAUACCAUCAGCAGACGGACAAGUUAGAUGA
Molecule: messenger RNA, 1440 nt
Organism: Topomyia yanbarensis
Lineage: Eukaryota; Metazoa; Arthropoda; Insecta; Diptera; Culicidae
Exons: 1
Coding region: 1-1440 (479 amino acids)
Biological process (GO): DNA integration
Molecular function (GO): nucleic acid binding
Source: RefSeq, a predicted model, not a curated record